GACUAGCUCACAAGAUAACUCUGCACACUGAUGGUGUUCCUAUCAGCCAUGAACAUUCAAAUGACACUGACACAAACCAUUUCUUCAAUCUCAUCACAGUUUUCACCUCGAUUCAACCUGCCGAAACGAUGCCUGUUCGUCCGCCCUUUACGAAAUCAAAAACCUCAUACUCGAAUCGUUUGCAUGGCGGAGCCGUAUCUGUUGAAGAAGCUUGAAUCGGCUGAGAAAACCUGGAAGGAGUUAUCGGUUAAGUUAGCUGAUCCGGAUGUAGUUUCAAAUCCUAGUGAGUACCAAAAGCUGGCACAAUCUAUGUCUGAACUUGAUGAGGUUGUAGCAACGUACAGAGGAUUCAAGGAUUGCGAGAAACAACUUGAAGAGUCCAAAGUUUUGUCAAAAGAUCCUGACGUCGAUGAAGAAAUGGCUGAGAUGAUAGCUUCCGAAAUUGAAUCUUUAUCUGACCAACUUUUAGUAUUUGAAGAAAAGCUUAAGAUGUUGCUGAUCCCGAGUGAUCCUUUGGAUUCUAGAAACAUCUUGCUUGAAGUAAGGGCUGGUACAGGCGGUGAAGAGGCUGGACUUUGGGCUGCUGACCUUGUUCGUAUGUACCAGAGGUACUGUGAACGAAACUCGUUGAGAUACUCACCGCUUUCAAGCUCCGAGGCUGAAAGAGGAGGAUACAAGACGUACGUUAUGGAAGUUAAAGGUGCUAGCGUAUAUAGCAAACUGAAAUAUGAAUCGGGUGUCCAUAGAGUUCAACGUGUUCCUCAAACAGAAGCCCAAGGCCGUAUUCACACUUCAACUGCCACAGUCGCCAUCAUGCCAGAGGCUGAAGAGGUUGAUGUGGUAAUUGAUCCGAAAGACAUUGAACUUACUACUGCAAGAUCCGGUGGUGCUGGAGGUCAGAAUGUGAAUAAGGUGGAAACAGCAGUGGAUCUUUUCCACAAACCAACCGGAAUCCGAAUCUUUUGCACAGAAGAAAGGAGUCAACUUAAAAAUAAAACGCGUGCCCUUCAGUUAUUGCGAGCAAAACUGUAUGAAAUCAAACUGAAGGAACAACAAGAGUCUCAAAGAAAUCAAAGAAAAUCUCAGGUUGGUAGUGGUUCUCGUUCAGAAAAGAUCCGUACAUACAAUUACAAGGACAAUAGGGUCACCGAUCACAGAUUAAAGAUGAACUUUGAGCUCACUUCAUUUCUUGAUGGUGACAUCGAGACAGCCAUUCAGUCUUGUGCUUCUAUGGAGCAACGUGAGUUACUAGAAGAGCUUGCAGAUUCGGUAGGAACUGCAGCCCGAUAAUUUCCAAUUUUUCGAGUGUCGCUGUGUUGAUAAUCAAGGCCGAUGAAGUAGAUGGGUAUGUAUAUUUCGUUGUUUUGUCUAUCGUAACAGUAUUUCACACAUGUAAUAUUAGAAGUUGAUGCAAUGUUGAUACUUUUAUAUAUUUUAAUACAGAAUUAUAACAAAAAGGCUAAACAUUGGUUGCGAUGUUGUCGAA
This is a messenger RNA of Helianthus annuus (common sunflower), 1486 nucleotides long. Its product is annotated as peptide chain release factor APG3, chloroplastic. Lineage: Eukaryota; Viridiplantae; Streptophyta; Magnoliopsida; Asterales; Asteraceae. Bases 31 to 1290 code for a protein of 419 amino acids. Gene Ontology annotation, molecular function: translation release factor activity, codon specific. Gene Ontology annotation, cellular component: chloroplast. The transcript is spliced from 14 exons. Gene Ontology annotation, biological process: translational termination; thylakoid membrane organization; chloroplast organization. The record is from RefSeq and is a predicted model, not a curated record.